Messenger RNA from Leishmania braziliensis MHOM/BR/75/M2904, 906 nucleotides. RefSeq lists its product as hypothetical. The coding region runs from base 1 to 906 and encodes 301 amino acids. NCBI's taxonomy places the organism in Eukaryota, Euglenozoa, Kinetoplastea, Trypanosomatida, Trypanosomatidae. The record is from RefSeq and is a predicted model, not a curated record. The transcript has a single exon.
AUGCGUUGUCUCAAGCGUAUUGGUAGUGAGGGUGCCUUUGAGCCCGUGCCAAGCACCUGUGCUGCAACGGUCCUGUGCGUCGAAGUACUGACGGUGCAGUGUCUCUUUCCUGCCUUUCUCUUCUUCACCCACUUUGACCCUGCUCUCUACAAGGCGACGAUGCGCAAGAGCGUCGAGCCCAAAGUGGCGAGCUUCUGGGAGGGGAUACGGGGCACGUAUCGCGAGCACAUUUUGAGGGCGAACCCGUUCUUUUACUCCGGCACCCCCGCUGCCGAGGUGCCGGAUGGGAAGCUUUCCUUGACGGCCCUCUCCAAGCUCAAGGAGGUGAGCAGGGAAGUGGACAAGGCCUUUGCCGUGCUGGAAUCUUUACGGAAGGCCACGGUCUCAGCGAGUGUCACAACAGACGACAUGUUCUUUUUAGGCACCUCACGGCCAACGCAUGUCGAUGCGCUCGUGUACGCUGCCGCGUCGAGCUUCGUACACGCCGAUCUAAGUGAGGCCUCCGCGGGCGUCAGGGUCCACCAGCGACGGGUGCAGGAUGCAUGCCCAGCACUUCUCGAGUACGUGGAGCGGGUGCAUCACCAGUUCUUUGAGGCAGACAGCGGGGCGUACUGCCUGAAGCCGCGCGAGGCGGCAGCAGAGGUGGACCCGAAUGUGGUCGUGGCGAAGGAAGUGGAACAGCAGUACCGCAGUGGGCGACUGCAGACGCUUUGGUGGACGGGUGUGUUUGCCAGUGUUUACUUCUUCAUGGUGAACGCGGACAUGUUAGUGGCACUGCUGGAGAGGGCUGAGGAGGCCGAGGAGGCGGCGGCGAUGGAAGUCGCGGCCGCUGAUGAGGCAAACCAGCAGAGCUCGACGUCGUCGUCUUCAGAUCGAUUGCACGUGCCACAGGGGCUGCAGCUCUGA